GUUGCCUGUCCCUGCUGCUCAUAAACCAUUUUCUUCUUUUUGACUGACUUCUUUAGUUUUAAAUUCAUUACUCUUUUAUAAUCCCAUUGCUUUCUUUAUUUAUUUGACCUUUUUUAUUCUAUGUCCACUGCUUGUUGCUUUAAUCAUGAAGACAAACUAGGUCCACAUUGCCUCUCUCUCUCUCUCUCUCUCCCCUUCCUUUUUAAAGUUGAUCAUUUAGGUCUAAAAACAGGCUUGGUUGUAGUUGGUAUUGGUGCAAGUAAGUGGUGAUGUCGACAACAAUGGAUAAGCAAGUAGAAGCAAACCCAUCAUCAUCAUCAUCACCAUCACCAUCACCAUCAUCAUCUCCAGGAAGAGGAAGAGAAGAAGGACUAAAGAGAGAAGAAGAAGAUCAUGAAGGUGAAGGAGGAGGAGGAGGGGCUCUUCAUUUUGAGGACAGAGCAAGAGCAGCCCAAUAUCCCACUUUCAUAGGGAAGCAUAAACUGGCAGCUUCUAUAUCCCAUCUCCAUAACCAAAUCGACGUCAUCCAGAAAGAGCUGACCCAACUUGAGACAGUAGGUGAAUCCUCCAUUGUCUGCAAAGAGCUCAUUGCCAGCGUUGAAUCCAGUUCUGAUCCCCUGCUUCCAUCGACUAAAGGUCCAGCUGAUGUAGGGUGGGAUAGGUGGUUCAGAGGAGCCCACAACUCAAGAAGUCACAAUCGCUGGAUCUAAAAACUUGUUCGCUUUCUUCAAAAUCAGUGUUUUCUUUCUUUUAUGCAUUAUCUUCUUCAGGCAGGGGAAAAUAGGAGGUUCUGUUUUUGGUGCACUUUCUUUGACCAUGAUUUGAAUAACUUAUUGGGAAGAACGUGAUUGGCAUACAGACAAGCAAACAUAAAAAAUUACACGAAAGAAAAAUCAUUUGGGA
Messenger RNA from Prunus mume (Japanese apricot), 903 nucleotides. Its product is annotated as guanine nucleotide-binding protein subunit gamma 2-like. The record is from RefSeq and is a predicted model, not a curated record. Lineage: Eukaryota; Viridiplantae; Streptophyta; Magnoliopsida; Rosales; Rosaceae. Gene Ontology annotation, biological process: G protein-coupled receptor signaling pathway.